Molecule: messenger RNA, 893 nt
Organism: Glycine soja
Lineage: Eukaryota; Viridiplantae; Streptophyta; Magnoliopsida; Fabales; Fabaceae
Product: probable pterin-4-alpha-carbinolamine dehydratase, chloroplastic
Exons: 3
Coding region: 126-776 (216 amino acids)
Biological process (GO): tetrahydrobiopterin biosynthetic process
Cellular component (GO): plastid
Molecular function (GO): 4-alpha-hydroxytetrahydrobiopterin dehydratase activity
Source: RefSeq, a predicted model, not a curated record
CCACACCACACAACACAACACAAACACCCUUCGUUCCAUUCCACUCGCUAGCCACAAACCAGUUCCAUUUCAUCCAUUCCAACUUUCCAACCCAAUCAACCACAACACACUGUGUGUUUGUAAAAAUGGCCAUCACAGGCAACCUUAACUUCAACCUCAACCUAGUACUUCCUGUGGCACGCCAUAUGGCGUGCCCUCCACGCGUCCCGUCGUUUCUCUUCACUCGCGGUCGAGGCGCGUGGUCCCCCUCGCUUCUGGUCACGCGCGCCAUCGACGCUAACGAGUUUCUGGGGGAUUUCGGGGCGCGGGACCCUUUCCCCGCCGAGCUUGAAAGCUCGUUCGGGGACAAAGUGCUGGGAUACGGCAACACUGAGCACAAGAUUCUUAUUCCCACCAUUACUGCUCUCGGUCUCUCGCAGCAGGAGUGUGCUCCCGUUUCUUCUGCGCAGCCCCCCAUCUCGCUGGAUGACGCCCAGACUCUCAUUAGAAAGGUUGUGGGUUGGAGACUUGUGAAUGAGGAAAAUGGACUUAAAAUUCAAUGCUUGUGGAAAUUGAGAGAUUUUAAAUGUGGGGUUGAACUCAUUAACAGGAUCUCUAAGGUUGUAGAGGCUGAGGGCCAUUUCCCAAAUAUCUACUUGGAGCAACCAAAUCAAGUGAGAGCAGAACUAUGGACAGCUUCCAUUGGAGGUUUAAGUAUGAAUGAUUUUAUUGUUGCUGCAAAGAUAGAUCAGAUAAAGACAUCAGAUCUUGUCCCAAGGAAAAGGGUUUGGGCGUAAUGCCUUAAUGAACUUCAUAAAACAUUUUGCCGCUUGAUUUUCUUCAAUAUUGAAUUACCACUAAUUUGUGUUAUUUGAUUAAAUCUAUUAUUCUUUACUUUCAUUUUUUAGUGUUCA